CAAACGGAAGCAGGCGCUACCAUUUUAUAACACAGUACCGCCUAGGUAAGAUGGUAGGCCCUUUUAUUUAAACACUAUUUAAAGAACCUCCUCUGCCGUCGUAUCCUCACCGAGCUGUAUGACAAAGCGCCAUGGACAAGAGCAACACAGUGAAGCUCUUUGUGGGCAACCUGGCAUUGGACACCACGCAGGAGGAGCUGUCGGCCAUCUUCGAACCCUACGGCCAGGUGGUCAGCUGCAGCGUGCUGCGGCAGUUCGCUUUUGUUCACCUGCAAGGGGAGGGUGCUGCCGAGCGUGCCAUUCGAGAGCUCAAUGGGCGGGAAUUUCGUGGACGGAAUCUGGUGGUGGAGGAGUCCAGAGGCAGGCCGCUGCACUCCACCAAGGUGUUUGUGGGCAACCUGAGUGGGAUGUGCACCACGGAGGACCUACAGCAGCUGUUCCAGACGUUUGGAAAGGUUCUUGAAUGUGACAAAGUUAAAGGCUACGCCUUCGUUCACAUGGAAAACAAAGAGGAUGCUCUACAGGCCAUUGAGGCUUUGCAUGGCACUUCCUUUAAAGGACGCCCCUUGUCUGUGGAGCUGUCAAAGGUCCAGCCCAGCAAGCAAGCACCAACAGGUAAAAUCCCCUGUGUGAACUGUGGGAAGCAGGGCCACUACGCUGGAGAGUGCCCUGUAGGGAAGCCGUCGUUGGAACAGUACCAGAGCCAAGCAGCCGUUCUGGCUGCUGCGGCGGCUGCAGCUGCAGGACUGCCUCUCCAGGUGCAACAGAGUGUGCACAACUCGGUCUACAACACCACCACGUUCGACCCAACAUAUGCUGCUCUCACUGGGAUCACCACAGGGACACGCACUGACGGAAAUCCGGUGAACCCGGCUGUCUACGGGGCCCUUGCCAGCCAGGUGUAUGGUGCCAAUGUUGCCAACCAGCUGUACGGUACGGUGGCAAAUCAGGCAGCUCUCACAUCAGCCGCCACCCAAGUGUACAGCUCCAUGACACCCAACAUUUACGGCCAAGUGGCUGCUUCCCCUGCUGCUGCGGCCGCUGCCGCCCCGGCCGCAGCUGCCUAUUCGACCCCCGUUUACACCCCGACUAUGGCCAACACUCCUGUUUACUUGGCCGCUGCACAUGGGUUAGAAAUGCCUUCGGCCGCUGCGGUGAACACCGCCUACAGUGUAGCACCAGGUAUUUACAGUGCUGCCGGGCCGGCGUAUGCCCACAUCAGCGCCAUGGGAGCAGCGGACCCCGCUACAGCCAUCUUCGAGGCAGCGAGACAGGCACACUACUUUGCCCAAGGCCAGCAGGUUGUGGCCGACCAGCAGAGUGCAGCAGUAGCUGCGGCAAAAUCUGGUGAGAGGGACCGUAGUCCCCUGCGGAGGUCGGCACCCCUGCUACCAGACCCAGUCUUGAAGCCCUUUAUGUACCAGAGAGCCAAGCCACGCAGAUCACUGCUCCCCACCCCUGCUGGUCGAGCAGCAGAGGAGGCUGUUGAGGCUGCAGAGGACCCAAUGGCCAGGUACUACGCAGAGUACUACCAGCAGCUGCAGCAGUACCCUCAGUUCCAGUACACCUACCCACCACAUGGUGCUAUGGCCAUACCAGGCCUCCCAGGAGUCUCAGCGAUGCAGGCGGUCCCUGGCAUGUCUGCGAUGACGGCCCAGCCAGUAGCCACGCUGGACGCCCUCAGGCCAGUGGUGCCCACCGCCGCAGCAGUGGCAGCCGCCAUGGCCGCGCCCAGGGUGUAUGAGCCGCCGUUGCCGCCGCCCACGCGCAAGGAGGCCAUCCUCCGCCGCCCCGAACUCUCCCUUCACACGCCUGAGCCCCCCUUCCGAUAGUCACAGCAAUUCUCCGUCCCAUCCCUGCCUCCCUCUCUGCCCUGCAUACCUCCACACAUUUCCUCCUCCUCCUCCUGCUCCACCCCAAACUUGAUCACCUGACAGCAGCUGUACAUGUGUAUGUGAGUGUGAUUGAGGAUGGAAAGAUGGGAGGGGGCUACUGGGUUUUUUAACCUGCUCUAAGAGGGACUUUUGAUCUCCAACCUUGGUCUGGUUUCACUCACAUAGUGCAUCCAUGACAUCGACGUUCUCUCAUCUGUUUUAUGGGCAUUAUUUUAGUGUUAUUUUGUUUGUUUUUUUGUGCCAGUCUCACACUUUGUGCCAGUAUUAGAUGGACCUCCGCGGUCGUUUUCCAUUUGUCUUUCAUUUCUACAAUCCAUUAAUGGUUCUCUGAGGCCAAAUCUACAAUGACAGGUGGUGUCGCACACCUACGUUUGGCCUAGGUGAUAAGUUGGGGCAGCUAAUUUGAACCUCUUUUGCCUUAUGAUUUCCAUUGUAAUCAGAUGAGGACGUCGCAUAAGCACAUACUGUGUAUGCAUGCAACAGACUCAAGGUUGGCGUGCUUUGGGGCGGGUGGGUUGGUAGUGCUUGUCUUGAAUGUGACUUGUAGGAUGCAGUACUGUUUGUCUGAAUGAAUGAGUGAAAGAGAAAUGACCUUGCAGCACACAAACGCAGCAGCAGAGACUGCACAUCGCAGAAAAAAAAAACAAACAAACACGUGAAGCACACAUUAUUGUACUGUAAUGUCCUUGACUUCCUUUCCACCUUUCUCUCAAUCCUCCCCUGAAAGACACUGCUUCACCUCUCUGACAACAGCUGCCUACCUCUCUCCUUCCCCUCUCUCUCUCUCUCUCUGUGAAUCCUCUUCUCUUGUUUUCCCUCCCGCUCUUCACUUAUUGCCCAGUCAGCAGUUAAAUUCCCUGCUCCUCUUAGAAAAGUACAGGGUCAGCAGUUUAGGGAGGAACCUGGACGUCACUGUCAGGGACAUAUGUAGAUAACCCUCCAUAUUCUGGGGCCUUUAAAGUAGUAUUUGUGUUUGUGUAGUUAACAUGUAGUACAAGUCCAAUUAUGUGACUACUGGAUGAGCUGUUUACAAAAGGGUCUCUACGUUGCUAAAGGAAUGACAGUAGUGUGUAGCAAGAGUAGUAAUGUGCCUAUGAGCUUUGAGUGAAGUGCAUUAAGUGGAGAAAUCUCCCAAUUUAAGUGCUUUUGAUAUUACUUUUCAAUCACUUCAACAGAGGGUGUCCCUCCAGAGCUGAAUGUCCCUGCUGGAGGCUACACAGUGCUAACGUAUAACUUUCGUUUACCAGCUACUCUUUUUAAAAAAAAAAAAAACAAGGCACAAAUCGAGCCUCACAGAAUAAAAACAAAAGCACCAAUGAAGUGAGAGAUGGGGCAGUGUCUUUCAGUCGCCCACCCACCGAGAAAAAUCCUUCCUUCUAAAUACCAGACCUGCGUCGGAUUGUAAUUGCCAGAAAAGUUCCACUCAAUACGUUUUCAUGCACACUGACAUCAGUCCCAGUUUAAAAGCACAGGAGUAAAGUCUGCAUCAGUCCACACCUUUCAGCCGGUGUGUUGGGUCUCCAGUUGAAAUGUUGGCUGUGCAUUUAGUCAACAGUUCAACUGGAGACUCACUAGCUUGAGGCAAGCAAACUAUUCUAGGUAUAUUUUUGGGCUGAACAAAGUGUUUUUUAUAUUUUGAUGCGUCAGACACAAAAUAUUCUUUAAGAUAUUGUUGAGGGCAGAUCAAAGCUUAACCCCACUGACACCUAUGUGUUGCUCUCAACUGGUGCACAACCAACAUGUGUUUUUUACUCUCAACCCAUUUCCAAGAAAAACAAAAGAUAAGCUGGCUCACCCAGCUUUAUUAUCUUGCUUAAUAAAAAAAAUGUAAAGAAUAUGAAAAACCGUUUUAUCAGCCGACUGACAACAAGAUGAUCUGUGAAAGAAUUGACUGAGUUUUUAACCCUAAAAAUAUUUCAGCUUACUCACGAAACGCAAAAGAGAUGGAAGAAAGUGUUUUACCAAAGUAUUUUCAGUAUUUUGUAUUUGGUCCAAAAUAUUUGGCUUGCUUGCCAACAGCAAAAACUAGCUCCUGUUUCAUGUGCUUUGAGCGCCCUGUGCAUUAGCCAAAAUGUUUGAGGCUAAUGUAAUCACUCAGUGUAGUUUUUUGUUUCUCUCAUGCCAUGUAAACACACCGACUGAAACUUCUCACGCAGUUGUCCUAUCCAAUAGAUGGCGCUAAUGGAAACUACAUUUUGAGUGCAAAAGAGUUCGGCCCAUCUGCUUUUUUUCCUCACUUUUUUUCAUUUAUUUGCAACUACCUUUUGACAGUGGUCUGAUGCACACACAAAACAUCCCCUCAGAAUUCACCUCACUGCCUCCCCCUCUCCUCCCACCUCCUUACCCCUGUGUUUCUUUUUUAGUGCUUCAGUGACUUUUGCAUUUCACAGUGUAAUCUUUUCUGUGUCGUAUAUACAAACACAUGCCAGUUGCAUCCUUUGUAGAACUACGUGACUUUUGCGAAAUGUCUUGUUUGCCAUGUUUGAAAUCAUAUUUUAUAGAGAAGUAUUUUAAUUUUGCCUCUUUCUUUUUAGUAAAAACGACAAAAGAUCUUAAAAAAAAAAAGAAACCACACAUCAGCAUGCUUUUUAUGGAGAAUAUGUAUAUUAUACACACUUAUAUUAAUAAAGAAUGUUUGGCUGGCUAUUGUGAGAAAAAGACAGCAAAGGGUUUGGACAUUUCCCCCUUCUUCUUCUUCUUCUUCUACUACUACUUGUUUAUCUUGUUCUUCUCCACUAUCUGUUUUCUCCUGUGUAAAAUGACCGCCAGACCCAGUUGACUGGGGGACCGAGGGGGAGGCAGGUGUAGAUGCUGUGGCCCAGCUUUGCUCUCUGUGGUCAGGGUAAGUGUGGGAUGGUGCUCCUUUCUCUCUCCAGCCUCUCAAGAUAUUUGAGAACAAACCAGCAUUAGUUUGGACACAGGCCUUUCAUAUUCAUCCUGCUGCAGACGGGGCAUUACAAGCUCUCUGUGAAAUCCUGAGGAAAGCUGGGGAGAGGCACACAGAUAGAAUGGCCGGGGGUGCAUUUUGAUCUGUGGAGCAGUACUGUUCCUGGGGUUGAUGGGUGUGCGUCUAGUCUGGUCUGGUCUGGUCUAUCCCUGCUGCACCAAAUUUCUCCCUCCACCCUCCGUGUGUCUUUGUGUCCACUUUUCUCUUCGACCUGCAUGUGUGAUCAUCUGUACCUCUGCCACAAAUAUAAACAAGUAAACAGACAAAAAAUAUGGCCCAGGAUAGUUCUGAACUAACUAUCUCAACUGAAUUAGGUCUCUGUGCCAACUGGAACGGGCAGCGUGGCGGUGUCAGCCAUCGGGGACCACUUUUAGUGCGACGCCAUUGCAGCGGGAUCUUGUUGUCAGUCUCUCCUGAUCCUCGUCUCCACUAAGGUAAA
Molecule: messenger RNA, 5281 nt
Organism: Cynoglossus semilaevis (tongue sole)
Lineage: Eukaryota; Metazoa; Chordata; Actinopteri; Pleuronectiformes; Cynoglossidae
Gene: rbm14b
Product: RNA binding motif protein 14b
Exons: 5
Coding region: 132-1832 (566 amino acids)
Cellular component (GO): nucleus
Molecular function (GO): zinc ion binding; mRNA binding
Source: RefSeq, a predicted model, not a curated record